AUGCCACCGCGCUCGCUUCACCACCAGCGCCUCCUCAACCGCGAGAUCACAAUCACGGAGCGGGCGGACUUACACCUCGUGUGGGCAGGCGAACGCAUUUUCGUCAAACCCCUGCCACGCUUUCUCCUUGAGCAGAGCUUCUGGGAAAAAUACUUAUGCCCUCACGAGGUGCCUCUCACCAGCAUAGUGCACGCGCGUGCCCUCGGCUUCCUCUUCUCAUACGCGGCCCUCAUAACGCACGAGAGCGACUUCCGCAUUGCUAAGGAGAUGCACCUCCUUCCCGAAGAGGUGCAGUGGGCGGCGUGGAGGGUAGCCGUUGGACAGCUGUUGGGCACACCGCUCCGCGGCUACAUGUCUCGCUGGAACCAGUACGGCUCGUUCUUCCACGACAACUUUGCGCUGCUGGCCAGCUCGACCGUCUAUAUCGCUAUCGUCCUGACGGCGAUGCAGGUCGGUCUUGCCACGGAAGCCCUGCAAGACAACGCGGCCUUCCAGUCGGCGUCCUACGGCUUCACUGUGUUCUCUAUAAUCGUCAAUAGAGACUCAGCUACAGGCUAUUCAAAAGAUCCCGUCGCUAUAGACACCAAUCAUGCUGGGUUGAACAAAUUCAGCAGCCGUGAGAAUUCUGGAUUUCAAGCACUCGAGGCCGCUAUUAACAAAAUCCGAGCUACGCCCCUGAUCGAGCUAGCAGACAACUUUUUGCUUGAGAAGCACUACACCAGCGAGAAGCUCAAGAUCAAGCGGCUAUCGGGACAAGAAUUAUCAAUGGACCAAUGCUAUAUCAAUCUCGCCAUCGUGGAGCAGGUCCAGAAGAACAUGCCCUCGCGAGACGAGGAAGCGAAAGACUCGGCGCUGAAGUCCUCGCCAUUCUCGCUUCUUGCGCGACUGAGGGUUGAGACGCCAGCAGAGCAUGUUCAAAUCCAAUUGAAAGACAUUUUCAGCCAACGCAAAACAUCCGGCGGGACAGAAAUCUCACCCAGGAGGGUCUUGAUUCGUGGACGCGCUGGGGUGGGCAAGACCACCCUCUGCAAGAAGAUGGUGCACGAUUUCGUCACCAGCGGUAUGUGGCGCGACUUGUUCGACCGCGUGCUCUGGGUCCCUUUCAGGAACUUAAAGGAGCGACCAGCCUCUGGAUAUAACCUCGAGAGGUUAUUCUUUGACGAGUUCUUUCGGCCUCAGCGAGAUAAGUCAGGCAAGCUCUUCGCUGAGGAGACCAGCAAGGCGCUCAUGGACAAUCGAACGCUGUUUGUCCUUGACGGCUGGGAUGAAGUGGAUCGCCUUGCUAACUCCAACUCUGACAUGUCCGGUUUUCUACGAGACUUAAUCCGUCAGCCUAACGUCAUCAUCACGUCGCGGCCCUCUGCUAGUGUUCCUGUUCCGGACCAGCAGCCAAUUGAUCUGGAAUUAGAAACAAUUGGAUUCAACCCAACUCAAGUGGACGAGUAUAUCGAAAAGACGCACGCAGCAGCAGACACCAAGAAGGUGAACGAAAUCAAGACUUUCCUCCAAAGCCACGAGCUCCUGGAACGAUUUCAACCGGGACCAUGGAAAUACGCUGGAGACUAUGUCCACGCUAUAUCAGGCCAUUGA
Colletotrichum karsti is the source of this 1590-nucleotide messenger RNA. Its product is annotated as putative peptidase C14. The record is from RefSeq and is a predicted model, not a curated record. Lineage: Eukaryota; Fungi; Ascomycota; Sordariomycetes; Glomerellales; Glomerellaceae. The coding region runs from base 1 to 1590 and encodes 529 amino acids. The transcript is spliced from 4 exons.